AGAAGGAAGGUUGGGGGAGCUAUGCUGGGACGUCUGCGGGAUGUGCUAUGCGCAGGAUGAGUGUGUGACGGUGCAGCUGAAACGGAGAGACAGGCGUACGGGGAAGAAGCAGACGAAUCUGGGAAGGAGAUCUCGUUUUCCGGGAUUCUGUGGCGCACGACCGACGUAUGCUGGGUGUGUGUUAUGGAGCCACCUGCUGGAAUACGGCUUGCUUGCUUGAAGGCAGAUACCGAGGAAGACACGCAGCACAGCGGGGUGGAGAAAGCGAUGCCCACAUGGGGACAGAGAACCUAACCACGCAGGACAAAGUGCACAAGAGAUGCGGACAAUACAGUGCAGCCAGCGAAAGCAAACGGGUGCAUCUACACUACAACGGACAGGCACCCAGGGGCGACGGACCGACAAGCCGCUGCCGGCGUGCCGGCGAGCCGGCACGCCCGCAAGCAGAAUGCAGCCUUCUCUCUGCCUCCUCCUGCCUCCUCCUGCCUCCUCCUGCCUCCUCCUGCCUCCUCCUGCCUCUCUCUGUCGACUCUACUUCUGCCUGCCUCUUCCUCUCAAGGCCGUCUCCGUGCCAUCACGGCCUUCUUCUGGCAGGCCUCCGGCUCAACAAUCUACCACUGUGCCCUGAGGAGCUGCUGACAUAAGCGCGGCGACGACCCCGAGUGAGCUGAUUUCCGAGGGGCUGUAGCGGAGUGGAGUGGGUGCGGCCGGAAAGGGGAACGCGGAAGGAUUGUUGGGUGGGGGGAAGGGAAAAGGUUGGCGGAAUAAAAAAAAGUG
This is a messenger RNA of Pichia membranifaciens NRRL Y-2026, 777 nucleotides long. RefSeq lists its product as hypothetical. NCBI's taxonomy places the organism in Eukaryota, Fungi, Ascomycota, Pichiomycetes, Pichiales, Pichiaceae. Bases 168 to 644 code for a protein of 158 amino acids. The transcript has a single exon. The record is from RefSeq and is a predicted model, not a curated record.